Tribolium castaneum (red flour beetle) is the source of this 3096-nucleotide messenger RNA. It is a transcript of the gene Pde8, whose product is annotated as Phosphodiesterase 8. Lineage: Eukaryota; Metazoa; Arthropoda; Insecta; Coleoptera; Tenebrionidae. Bases 89 to 2938 code for a protein of 949 amino acids. The transcript is spliced from 14 exons. Gene Ontology annotation, biological process: positive regulation of ERK1 and ERK2 cascade; signal transduction; regulation of DNA-templated transcription. The record is from RefSeq and is a predicted model, not a curated record. Gene Ontology annotation, molecular function: 3',5'-cyclic-nucleotide phosphodiesterase activity.
UGUCAGAAUGACGUAGCAUCAGUCAGUGAAAUUUUCUCGGUUAAGCUUUGGUGGCGGCGCACCCCGUUGAAAUGCCUGUGGUCUAUAAAUGUGUUCAAAAGGAAAGUGUUUGUUGAAGUGCUGCGGGGGCAUAAAGAACGUAUCAUCAACAGCAACCAACAUUGCAAAUAAAGAGGUAGAGCGUGCUCGAAAACUGCCAUCCUCCGAAGCCGAGAUUCGCACUCAUCACUCUUUGAUAAAGAAUCCAGACGUACUGACAGAUCAAAUGGGUGACUCCAAAACGGUUCAUGUCGCUACCGAAACCAGAGAAGCCGGAACUGCAAUUGACAAGAGUCUGGUCAAACGAAAACGCACCGUAAAACGGCUUCAUUCCGCUGCUAAUGUAAAAUAUAUGGGAGAAGCGGAGAAAAUAGGAAGGUCGACGAGUCGGAGAUUCACCGAUCCGGAGGCUAGAGAGUUCGGUUUGAGGGUGUUUUCGCAGAUUGCGUCCACUGGAAAUCUGCUAAAUAAGGACGAGCAGAAAGUUUGGGACGAAACUGCCGAAAAUGUCGCCGAAGUUUUGAGAGCGAGAGGAACUAGACUCAAGCUUGAUUCGACAAGCACCGUGAACUUGAAUGACAGAUUUGUACCGCAAAUUAUGAAAGCACAUAAGAAGAGAGGACCGCAGGAAAUCAAAUACGGUUUUUUGUUGCCGCCGACCAGAACACCACCAAAGUUGCUGUUGGUUUUUACCCAACACGAUGCCGUUGUUGACACUCAAACAAAAGCGGCGGAAAAACUCGGAUUCGAAGUGACUGUCGUCGGUUCUGAAGACGCUGCAUUAGAACAAUUCCAACAAAAAUCACACGAACUUGUGAUUAUAGACACACGCUCGCCGAAAUCAAUCGAUUACAACACAUUAUGUCGAUCAAUCAGAAACACGAGGGGAAGUCAACAUUCGGCUUUGGUAGCUGUCGUAAGAAAAAGCAUGUUCGAAAAAGAUGACGUGGCUAUUAUGGCGCUACUGGAUUCGGGAUUUAAUAGGUGCAUUGUAGAGAACACGAAUUUAAUCUGGAUGGUCAACGAGAUCAUCCAACUGAAACACAGUGAUAUCCAGCCUAUGGCUCAACACGCGACCUGUCAGUCCGUGUAUGCAGCUUUGGACAAAUGCAAAGACGUGGUUAUUAUAACCGACGAUAGUUAUCGAUGUCAGUACGCGAACAGAUCUUGCGAAAAAUAUCUGAGUAUAAAACCCGACGAGAUUUUGGGUAAGACGCUUCAAGAGCAAUUAGCUUACGAUGCUCUCCAAAUAACAACAAUGGGCUCGUCGUUACACAGAGGUCGAGAAUGGAACGGGGCUCUGACGUUGAAGAAAAAAAGCAACGAACCGAUUUUGACCUCGUGUCGGGCUGUGCCCAUUUCGUGUGCCGGAAGACUACCAACACAUUUUGUGAUGGUUUUGGACACUUCGCAUUCCUAUGACGCGAUAGGACAAUCACGAGGAAGUCUUCCCUCGGUCAGAAGGGGGUCGACGGAUGUAAGGAGUGUCGGGAGUGACAACAUGAGGAGGACUUCCUUGGCGAAAAUGCCUCUGGAGGCUCCCAUCACCAAGUUAAUUACUCUGAUCGAUCAAGCGAAAGACACAUCUCCGGCGAACCCUCAGCUGGUGCAAUUACUCGAAAGGGUGGAAGAAAUUCUGCGAGGUCCCGAAUUAUACGCGCCCCAAGUGAAAGAGGACCGCCACGAGGAGCCCAUCGUAUCGGAGCUGAUCUCGGCUUUGCUCUCCAAACAAUCUCAGCCUUCGCUCGCCCUGUCUUCGCGAAGAAGCAGUAACGAUUCGUCGGUGUAUCGACCAUCGAAAGGUGGCGUCAUCAAAGUCCCAGCACAGCUGAAGGAGCUCCUCGACGAGUCCCUAUCGUGGGAAUUUGACAUUUUUCGUUUGGAAGAGUUGACGAAAAAACGACCGCUUCAAUAUUUAGGAAUGAAUCUUUUUAAUAACUUCGACGUGGCUGCGGUCCUCAAUUGUGACGAAAAAGUUCUCUAUAAUUGGCUCAUUAUUAUCGAGGCCAAUUAUCAUACCGAUAAUACCUAUCACAACUCGACACAUGCCGCCGACGUAAUGCAGGCAACGGCAGGCUUUCUGGAAAGAGAGAAGCUGAAAUCGAUCAUGGACCCACUCGACGAGGCAACAAGUCUAAUAGCAGCCGCUGCUCACGACGUCGACCAUCCAGGCAAAUCCAACGCAUUCUUGUCGAACUCGGACAAUCCAUUAGCUAUAUUAUAUAACGACAUAACCAUUUUAGAAUCGCACCAUGCAGCCCUCAUGUUCAAAUUAACUUUAGGUGACGAGAGAGUAAACGUUUUUAAAAAUCUAGACAGGGAGACGUACAAGAUCGCCCGACACAACGUGAUCGACAUGAUUCUAGCAACUGAAAUGACAAAACAUUUUGAGCAUCUGGCAAAGUUCGUUAAUGUUUUCUGCACGAAAACGUCCAAUAGUGAUAUCGAACUGGGCGAUCAGGACUUUCCGCUCCUGACGCAACCGGAGAACAUCACCCUGAUCAAGCGGAUGAUGAUAAAGUGUUCCGACGUUUCGAAUCCGACGAGACCUUUGAGAUUGUGCGUCGAAUGGGCGAGGAGGAUCGCUGAGGAGUAUUUCCAGCAGACGGACGAGGAGAAAGAACGGGGUCUGCCCGUGGUCAUGCCGAUGUUCGACAGGAACACUUGCUCCAUUCCCAAAUCGCAAAUUGGAUUUGUCGAUUAUAUCAUCAAUGACAUGUUUGAAGCUUGGAAUGCUUUCAUCGAUAUGCCCGAUUUAAUAACGUACAUGAGACAGAAUUACAUCAGGUGGAAGGAGUUCGACGAACAAGGUCUGAAUACCUUAGCUGAUAUUAGUAAACUUCAAACUAGCGUACUUAUGUGUCCGAUGUUUCCGCUGAAAUCUUCAAAAUCCAACUGAUGCAAACUGUUUCGUCACAGUGUUGACGCCGAUAAAUUGAAGAAAUUGUUGCGAAAAAAACUGUGAAUGUGAACUAACAAAAUGUGCAUAUCGUGUUAUUUAUAUAUCUAUAUAUUAUACAGUUUAUACUAUAAAUAAAAGUAUUGCGUACCUCAUUA